Molecule: messenger RNA, 1665 nt
Organism: Frieseomelitta varia
Lineage: Eukaryota; Metazoa; Arthropoda; Insecta; Hymenoptera; Apidae
Product: methyltransferase-like protein 17, mitochondrial
Exons: 9
Coding region: 125-1507 (460 amino acids)
Biological process (GO): translation
Cellular component (GO): mitochondrial small ribosomal subunit
Molecular function (GO): methyltransferase activity; structural constituent of ribosome
Source: RefSeq, a predicted model, not a curated record
CGUGACAUCAGGGGUUAGACUAUAACCCGUACACGCGUAGUUUUGUCUAACCUCUCUUUGUUGUUAACAGAAACUUUUAAAAGUUUAAUAUUAUCGCUACAAAGCUUAAAUAAGAUUAUUUGCUAUGUCAACGGUGAAACUUACUUUUUCUAGAUAUAGACAAAUGCGAUUGUACUCAACAAAAGAAAAGAUGAAAGUUAUAAAUGAUGUUAAUGAAUUACUUUCAAAUAAAAAUCUUAAACAUAAGGAACAUCCAGGUAUAAUGAAACCUAGGCUUGUAGAUCAACCUAGUUGGCUUCAAAACACAGUUCUAAAUGUUUUACAUGAGAAAAAUAUUUCACCAAAAGUCAUAUACAAUUGCAGUCGAAGACUAGGAAAUUACUUACAUAAUCGAUAUCCUCCAGCAGAAAAAGAAGAUAUUCGUUUAAAAAUGGAAGAAGUUAAGAAAAAAUUGUAUGGAAAUGAAAUGCCAAAUUUAAAUAAUAAUUUGAUAUUUGAAAAUCCAAAUGCUCAAAGACUUCUCAAAUGUUUGGUAUAUAAUUGGGCACCAAUUCAAUAUGAUACAUACACAAGUCUAGCAUAUUUAACAAAUAGAAGCAUGCCUGAAUAUUCUGCUUUAUAUAAAAUUUUUAAUGAAAUUGUUAAUCGUGAUAAAAACUUCACACCACAAACAUUAUUUGAUUUUGGUUCGGGUACUGGAACAGUUAUGUGGGCAGCCUCACAAUUCUGGGUGGAUACUAUCAAGGAAUAUUAUUGCGUUGAUAUUUCUAAAGAUAUGAAUGAAUUGUCUGAAUACCUCAUAAAAAGAGCUGUACCAAAAAUUAAACAAAAGUACAUUUUCUAUAGACAAUUUUUUCCUGCAUCUCCAAUUCCAACUUAUGAUAUUGUGGUGAGUGCAUAUUCUUUACUGGAAUUACCAAAUCAAAUUUCUCGUCUUCAAACAAUUUUAAAAUUAUGGCAAAAAACAGAACAGUAUUUAAUUAUUAUAGAACAAGGAACAAAUGCUGGAUUUAAAGUGAUUAAUGAAGCUCGAGAUUUCAUACUUCAUUCUAAAAAAGCACGCAAUGCACAUGUAUUUUCACCUUGUCCUCACGAUGAAACAUGUCCUAUACAUAUAAAAAAUGAUCAUCCUUGUAAUUUUGAAAUUGCUUAUUUGACAUUACAUAUUAGUGAAAAAUCUAAAUAUAAACGAGAGAAUUAUUCGUACAUAGUACUCAAAAAAGGUAAACGCCCUGAAGAUGAUUUAAAGUGGCCGCGAAUUGUUAGAGAAGUAUUGAAACGUUCUAAACAUUGUAUAUGCCGUAUGUGUACAUCUUCCGGAAAAUUAGAGGAACAAAUUUUUACCACAUGGAAAAAUGGAAAAAACACAUAUCGUUGUGCAAGGAAUAGCGAAUUAGGUGAUCGUCUACCUUUUGAAAUUGAGGAAAUUAAAGAAGAAAAUGAAGCAAUGGAACAGGAAGAAAUAAAGAUUAAGGAAGAAAUAGACGAAGAGGAAAAAUUUAAAUGAAAGGCUCACAGGAAAAACAGAGAAUGUCAAUUUUAAUAAAUUUUAAAUUCAAGAUUUUUUCGCAUGCUUUUACUUGUGUUAUGUAUGUGUAUUACGAAUUAAAAUUUUACGUUUAUUUUGUUAUAUGUAAAAAUAAAAAAUAAAUGCAAUAAAAAAUA